This is a messenger RNA of Dendronephthya gigantea, 678 nucleotides long. Its product is annotated as glucosamine 6-phosphate N-acetyltransferase-like. Gene Ontology annotation, cellular component: endoplasmic reticulum; Golgi apparatus; endoplasmic reticulum-Golgi intermediate compartment. The transcript is spliced from 6 exons. Gene Ontology annotation, biological process: UDP-N-acetylglucosamine biosynthetic process. Gene Ontology annotation, molecular function: glucosamine 6-phosphate N-acetyltransferase activity; monosaccharide binding. The coding region runs from base 75 to 662 and encodes 195 amino acids. The record is from RefSeq and is a predicted model, not a curated record. NCBI's taxonomy places the organism in Eukaryota, Metazoa, Cnidaria, Anthozoa, Malacalcyonacea, Nephtheidae.
GUUGGUAUUACUAUUUACUACAGUUGGCAAGUACCCUGACUUGACAAGCGUGAAUGUGAAAACAGAAAAAUACCAUGGCAGAAAACAAUUCAUUGGGUCAUUUGGGUGAAUGCAGUGAACAAUUUCUUUUUGAUGAGAAACUUCUAAAGUCUAUAAAUUUUGAUGACAGCCAGAAAAGACUUGACAUAUCAGUCUCACCUUCAAAUCUUGGAGAAAAUUUUAUCAUGAGACCAUUGUCCCUUCAUGAUUAUUGUAAAGGCUACAUUGAACUCCUUGCUCAACUUACAAAAGUUGGUGACAUUACAGAAGAGAAAUAUGGAAAAAGGUUUCGAGAGAUGAAAGAAUGUCCAAACACAUACUACAUUGCUGUGAUAGAAAACACAAAGGAAGGAAAAAUAGUUGCUGCAGCAUCGCUAGUUCUAGAGCAGAAAUUCAUUCAUGAAAUUGCAAUGAGAGGUCGUAUAGAAGAGGUUGUUGUUCACACUAAAUGCAGAGGAAAACAUUUUGGCAAAGUCCUUGUUGAGUCGUUAACAUUACUUGCAAAAAAUCUUGGUUGCUACAAGAUCAGUUUAGAUUGCAAUGAAGCACUGGUUCCAUAUUAUAACAAAUUUGGUUAUAAAAAGGAGGAUGUUCACUUCUUAGUCAACAGAUUCUAUAAUUAGUCAUAAUAUAUAUAGG